AUGCUCCCUCCCUCCUUCCCGCCCUCCCGACGCCGUCACCGUGGCAACGGGGCCGUACCACUCUGCGCGGGUGCGGGGAUGGCACUCCCCACUGCACCCAUGCCGGCAGAGAACGGCGGGGCACCGGCGGCAGCGGAAGCUCCACAGAGCGCGACCGGGGCAGAAGCAGGGCCAAGGCGGGGGGUGCAGAAGGGGACGCGGCGCCCCUGGGCAGCGGUCCGAAGAGGGAGGGGAAGAGGCGAGAUGGUCGCGCCCGACUUCCUCACGAACUGUGAAGAGGGGAAACUGAGUAACAGAAUAGAAAAAGGGAAAAGUCAGAUUUACUGUGAAUGUGUUGCCAGUGUGUUGGCUCUUAGUCUUUACAGGAAGCACCGGGCAGGAUCCUCAGAAAUGGAAGAGCAUUUCAGUAGGACUAUGGAGGAGCUGGUUCACGAUCUAGUCUCAGCACUGGAAGAAAGUUCAGAGCAAGCCAGAGGAGGUUUUGCUGAUACUGGAGAUCAUUCUCGAAGUGUGUCUUGUCUUCUAAAGCGACAGGCAAGGAAAAGGAGGGGACGAAAAAGACGUUCAUUUACCACCCAUCAUCCGUGGGAGACUGGUCACUGCUUAAGUGAAGGUUCUGAUUCCAGUUUAGAAGAAUCAAACAAAGACUACAGGGAGAACCAUGCUAGUAAGAAAGACCACAGUGACUCUGAUGACCAGUUGUUGGUUGCUAAACGUAGGCCUUCCUCAAACUUAAAUAACAUUAGAGGCAAAAGACCUCUGUGGCAUGAACCAGAUUUGGCUGUUGACAGUUUGGGAAACAGAACUUUGCGCAGGAGAAGAAAGGUAAAACGGAUGGCAAUAGAUCUGCCAUCAGAAGUCUCUAAUGCACUGACAAUAACUCAACAGCAGGAUAACAGCAGAGAUCAAGAAAUGGACAAUGACAAUAAAUCAUACCAACACCAAGAGUUUUCUAAGAGCAAAGUGAAAAAAAGAAAAGUGGCUGCAGCUCGACAAGGACCUGAAAUCUUGGAUGAAGGAGUAGUUAUAGAAAAUGAAGAAGUGAACCAAGCAAAUAAGGACAAAAUGGAAUAUGAGGAGCAAAAAGGCUCAGAUGAGAACAUGAGUGACAGUGAAUCCAGCAGUCUGAGCAGCAGUGAUGCUGGUUUGUUUACCAAUGAUGAGGGAAGACAAGGUGAUGAUGAGCAGAGUGAUUGGUUUCAUGAAAAUGAAUCUGGUGGAGCAUGUGGAAUUACGGGGGUCAUUCCAUGGUGGGAACAAGAAGACUCUACAGAACUGGAGAGAGAAUUGCCUGAUCCAGUCUUUGAAAGUAUCUUAACCGGUACUUUCCCUCUUAUGUCCCGUUCAGGGAGGAGAGGUUUCCAGGGUAGAUUUAGUCAUCUUCAUGGAAUGCCAGCAAGAAACAUAAAAAAGGCUUCAGGAAACCAGAAUGCAUUGAUGACUCCAGGACCAGGCGGUAGCAGGAAAACGGUUCACUUGUCUCAGGAUUCUCUUCACCAUGACCACUGGUUUAGCCCUGGGGCUAGGAAGGAACACAGCCAGCUUCAACUCUUGCGAGACAACCGAUCGGAGAGAGGACACAAGAAGAACAGCUCUGUAAAAACAGCUAGCAGGCAAACCAGUGUACAUUUAGGAUCAUUGUGCAUGGGAGACAUCAAACGGAGAAGGAAAGCUGCUCCCCUGCCAGGACCCACAGGGUUUGUAGGUGAAACCACCCAACCAAUCCCAGAAAACAACAUUGGAAACAGAAUGCUUCAGAGUAUGGGCUGGACCCCUGGCACGGGCCUUGGACCAGACGGCAAAGGGAUAGCAGAGCCAAUACGAGCAAUCCAGAGACCAAAAGGACUCGGACUUGGAUUUAGCUGACAGAAAUGCACUCUGGCUGCCCGAUAAAAAGAAAGCUCAAAAUUAAUUUUAAAAGAAAAAAAAAAAAAAAAAAGAAAAAAAGGCAAACUUAUAUUAUUUGUUGUGAUCAGCAAAUCCAGUUAUUCUUCUCUCAAAGAUCACUGAAGUCAAUGUGCUUCACAUUAGCUACACCAGCUGCAAGGUACAGCCACAGUGACAAAACCGGCAUUCAAGUCUAACUUUAUAAUGGUGCUAAAAUGUACAAAAAAUCUUCUACUUUUUUAUUGUCUGUGGUCUUAAAGUUUGUAUUAACCAUAAAAUUCAGUAUAUUCACUUUUUUCAUAAAAGCUUCUGACACAGCAGGUUUUAGUAUAUAAGCAAAUUUUUUUUUUUAAGUAUAAUUUCAUCUCGAGAGUCUUGAUAAGAUUUGUCGAGGAAAAUGGAACUUUUUACAGCUAUUGUGUUUUCCCCCUUUUCAGGCAAAGUUUCCAAACCUGGUGUUUCUAGCGUUUAACAAUAUUUGAGGAUAAGCUGUCAUUUUGCCCAUAAGAUAUACACGUUUCCCACUGGAAGGUGAUAUGAUAUGCAAUUUUGUAUAAGAGCAUGAAAAAUGACUUUGUUGUCAUAGGAAUGCCAUUCCAACACCAUUAUCUGGCAAUGUAUCAGUGUCUUCCACGUUCAAGCUCAGAAGUAAAGCUUUUAUACUUGUUUUUACAUUUACAGGAUUAUCUUUUAUCGGCAAACAUUUUAAAAAGUUAGUUUAUUCUGACUUUGGAUUUCCCUUUAUAUUAAUAAUCCUCAGUGUUUCCACAUUUAAGAAUAGUUUGAGCUUUGAACCAGGAAAUUGUAUUUUAAAGAUGACUGUCUUUCAGUGUUUAUAUUCUGGGUUUUGGCAUAUUUUAAACAAUGCAGUGUUCAGCAUCGUGUUAUCAUUUGGUUUGUGAUUGUGCUGGUGCCAAUGAGCCACAACCUUUAAGGAUCAUGAACAGAAAAAGGGCAAGGAGAAGCAGGAUUAGGGUGGAGGAAAGGAAGGAAAAAGAUACUUUGAUGGCAUCUUGCAAAUCUAAGCUAGCAAUUUAAAAUCAAGAGGGAUCAUUAAGUGUUUUAAUCAGUGUCCUAAUGUAUCUAAUGUCAGCAGAAGCAAUUUCAUUAAGCACCAACCAAUCAAGCUCCUAGGGCACUUACUGGUCUGCAGUAUAAAACAAGUUCCACUUUAAAAUUAAAUGAUAGAGCUGAAGGAAACUGUUGUUCAGAUGGACUAAGGAGAAAAUCCUGUGUGUGUCCCCCGCCCACCCCUGUAGUAACUGGCAAUAUUUACCCUGACUGCAGAGGGAACAGGAUUUGAUUCUCCAGUCUUUUUUUCUUCAAGAGGAGGAGCCCUCCCUUCCUCUGCGCCCAAACCGCAGAGAAAAAUACUUACUUACAGAUGCUUGCAAAGAUAUUU
Molecule: messenger RNA, 3289 nt
Organism: Aptenodytes forsteri (emperor penguin)
Lineage: Eukaryota; Metazoa; Chordata; Aves; Sphenisciformes; Spheniscidae
Gene: GPATCH2
Product: G-patch domain containing 2
Exons: 12
Coding region: 1-1866 (621 amino acids)
Molecular function (GO): nucleic acid binding
Source: RefSeq, a predicted model, not a curated record